Schistocerca gregaria is the source of this 6394-nucleotide messenger RNA. RefSeq names its product epidermal growth factor receptor (gene Egfr). Gene Ontology annotation, cellular component: basal plasma membrane; signaling receptor complex. The record is from RefSeq and is a predicted model, not a curated record. The coding region runs from base 592 to 4917 and encodes 1441 amino acids. Gene Ontology annotation, molecular function: transmembrane receptor protein tyrosine kinase activity; ATP binding. Gene Ontology annotation, biological process: cell surface receptor protein tyrosine kinase signaling pathway; multicellular organism development; positive regulation of cell population proliferation. The transcript has 20 exons. NCBI's taxonomy places the organism in Eukaryota, Metazoa, Arthropoda, Insecta, Orthoptera, Acrididae.
ACCUUGAGUGGCCCGCCCGGUGUCCGGUCUUACCUGCGCCGGCAGUCUGCGCCGAGCUCACGGCCGGGCAUGCGAGCGUGCGGGCGGUGCGUGCUGCGUGUGCGUCUGCGUCUGCGUCAGGACACGCGCCACGUGCGACAAAGGAACUGCACACCGUCCGAUACUAGCCACUCCCUGCUGCCGUGGAGCCAUCUGGCAUUAAACGUACCGUGACACUCGUGUUUGUGUGAGAGGUUCGCCUCAAACGUUUCGUGUGAAAGUGACUGUAGCGGUGGAGUACUCUCCUCGAAGCGAGCCAGCUGUUUACCGCUUUUCUCAUUCCCAGACGGUACGCUUGCUUCGGAAAUUUGCAUUACUGCUCCCCUACACCUUCCAGAACGAACUUCCCAACCUCUCGGUGAAACUGUACUGAACUUCAAACGUGGCCAAUGUCGCAGUAGCCGCGCCGGCGCUCAGAGGCCGUCCAGCGCAGCAGGCGCGUUGCAGCGAGGCGAGGUCAGCCGUUCCAGCCGCCGUCGCCGCUACUUGUCGGUGGCGACCGCGGGCGCUGCGAUGUGGGCGAGGUAGCGGCGGCGGCCGCGACGCGCCGACAUGCGGGCCGCGCGCGCCCUCUGCCUGCUGGCGCUGGUCUGCGGCCUGCCGCUGCCGGUGCCGGUGCCGCUGCCGACCGGGGCACGCGCCGCCCACGCCUCGCACGGCUUCCGCAGCGGCAAGAUCUGCAUCGGCACCAACGGGCGUCUGUCGGUGCCGUCGAACCGCGAGCACCACUACCGCAACCUUCGCGAGCGGUACACCAACUGCACGUACGUGGACGGCAACCUGGAGCUGACGUGGGUGCAGGACGAGGGCAUGGACCUCAGCUUCCUGAGCAGCAUCCGCGAGGUCACCGGCUACGUGCUCAUCUCGCACGUCGACGUGCGCCGCAUCGUGCUGCCCGAGCUGCAGAUCAUCCGCGGCCGCUCGCUCUUCCAGGUCAACGUGCACCAGGAGCAGUUCGCCCUCAUGGUCGUCCUCUCCAAGAUGCACUCGCUCGAGAUGCCUGCGCUCAGAGACAUCCUGGCCGGUAGCGUGGGCAUCAUCAACAACUACAACCUGUGCCACAUCCGCACGAUCGUGUGGGACGAGAUCAUCACGGGCACCAACUGCACGCUGGUGUACGAGUACAACUUCACGUCCCCGGCGCGCGAGUGCACGCCGUGCGACUCGAGCUGCGAGCGCGGAUGCUGGGGCGAGGGCCCGCACAACUGCCAGCGCUUCUCCAAGGUCAACUGCAGCCCGCAGUGCUUCCAGGGUCGCUGCUUCGGCACCAACCCCCGCGAGUGCUGCCACCUCUUCUGCGCCGGCGGCUGCACCGGGCCCAAGCAGAGCGACUGCCUCGCAUGCAAGAAUUUUUAUGACGAUGGUGUGUGCACAGAAGAAUGCCCGCCAAUGCAAAAGUACAAUCCCAGUACUUACUCGUGGGAGAAAAACCCAAAUGGAAAAUACGCUUAUGGUGCCACUUGUGUGAAGAAAUGCCCUGAUCAUCUCCUGAAAGAUAAUGGUGCUUGUGUUAGAAGCUGUCCCCCAAAUAAAAAGGCAGAGAAUGGUGAAUGUGUUUUGUGUGAAGGUCCCUGUCCAAAGAAAUGUGAAGGCGAACAAUCAAUACAUUCUGGAAACAUUAGGAAAUUUCAGAAUUGUACUAUUAUUGAAGGAUCAGUAUCUAUUCUGGAUGGUACCUUCACUGGUUUUCAACAAAUAUUUCCAAAUUACACCUUCGGUGAUCGGUAUAAACCAAUGCACCCAAGUGAAUUGGAAGUCUUUAGUACACUGCGAGAAAUUACAGGAUUUCUGAACAUACAAGGCAGUCAUCCUGAUUUUGUGGAUCUCUCUUACUUUAGGAAUCUGGAAGUUAUUGGUGGACGAACAUUGACUGAGUAUUUUUCAUCACUGUAUAUAGUAAAGUCCUCUCUUAAAUCACUUGGCUUGAAGUCACUGAAGAAGGUCAAUUCCGGUGCCAUCUUCAUCUUGGAAAAUAAAGAUUUGUGUUUUGCAAAUGGGAUUGAUUGGUCAAGAGUGAAAAAAUCAAGAGAACAUUCUGUGGAAGUCAAGAAUAACAAAAAUGAGAGUGACUGUGCACGAGAGAAGCAAGUGUGUGAUGCUGAAUGUACAAGUGAAGGAUGCUGGGGUCCUGGUCCAAACCAGUGUUUGUCUUGUGCACACUUUCAGCUUGACGAUCUAUGCCUUGAGAAUUGCAGUGUGAAACCAAUGAUCUAUGAAGCAGGCCCAAAACUGUGCAAACGCUGCCAUGAUGAAUGUAGGUUUACAUGCCAUGGACCAGGGCCUGAUCACUGUCAAGCAUGCAAGAAUGUACGUGAUGGGCCAUUCUGUGUACAGAGUUGUCCAAAGAGCAAGUACGCUGCAGAUGGGGAAUGCAAACCAUGUCAUUCAAAUUGUGUUGAAGGCUGCACUGGUCCUGGGAACUAUGUAGGAAAGCUUGGCUGCAAUUCCUGUGAAAAAGCAGUAGUGACAGCUGACUUCACUGUGGGUAAAUGUCUAUCAAGCAAUGAGUCCUGCCCAGAAGGCUUUUACCAUGAAUGGGUUAUCUCAAACAUACAGGGUAGCUCACUGGCUACUCUGGCAGGCAAAGCCAUUUGCCGACAUUGUCAUCCACGGUGCAAGAAGUGUACGAGUUAUGGCUUCCAUGAACAGGUGUGUCAGGAGUGCAAAGAAUACAAACGUGGUGAACAAUGUGAGGAAGAAUGCCCUCCAGACCACUAUCCGGAUGAUACACGGCAUGUGUGCGAGCCAUGUGCAAAGGAGUGCCGGGGAUGCACUGGUCCCACUGCUGCUGACUGCAUCCGUUGCAAUGGCUACAAGCUGUACAUUGAUGAAAGUUCCACAGAUAAUACAACACAAUUCAACUGCACAGAAACAUGCCCUCCAGAACGUUCUCAUAAAGUCUUUCCUGAUGGACAAGAUCCUUACUGUUCUUCAAACCCAGGGAUUUUGUCACCUUACAAAACUCAGGCUGUGCCAUGGACAACAAUCAUUACUGCAUUUACCAUUUUUGUCAUUAUUGUCCUAGUAUUUGUGACAGUUAUAGUAUAUGUGUGGCGAAAAAAGACAAAAGCAAAAGAAGAUACAGUGAAAAUGACAAGAGUUAUGUUGGAGGACAAUGAACCUCUCAGUCCCACAAGUGUCAAACCAAACCUUGCAAAGCUUAGAAUAAUAAAAGAGGCAGAAAUGAGGAGAGGGGGUGUUCUUGGAUAUGGAGCAUUUGGAACAGUUUAUAAGGGAGUAUGGGUACCAGAAGGUGAAAACACAAAAAUUCCUGUAGCAAUAAAAGUAUUGCGUGAAGGGACAGGUGCAAAUACAAACAAGGAUUUUCUGGAAGAAGCAUACAUCAUGGCAUCAGUUGAGCAUCCAAACUUGUUGCAACUGUUAGCAGUUUGUUUAGCUCAGCAAAUGAUGCUUGUGACACAACUGAUGCCAUUAGGUUGUUUGCUUGAUUAUGUGCGCAACAACAGAGAUCGUAUUGGUUCUAAGCCUCUGCUGACGUGGUGCACACAGAUUGCCAGAGGUAUGGCUUACUUAGAAGAGAAACGUCUUGUUCAUCGUGAUUUGGCAGCAAGGAAUGUUCUAGUACAGAAUCCAAACUGCGUAAAGAUUACAGAUUUUGGUCUUGCUAAGCUGCUGAGGAUCAAUGAAGAUGAAUACAAAGCAGCUGGAGGAAAGAUGCCCAUUAAAUGGUUGGCACUUGAAUGCAUCCAACACAGAAUAUUCACACAUAAGAGUGAUGUUUGGGCAUUUGGUGUGACUGUGUGGGAGCUGUUAACAUAUGGUGGACGUCCUUACGAAAAUAUAGCUGCACGUGAUGUGCCGGAGUUACUGGAAAAGGGUGAGCGACUUCCACAGCCACCCAUAUGCACCAUUGAGGUGUACAUGAGCAUGAUCCGUUGCUGGCUUCUUGAUGCUGACAGCAGGCCAUCAUUCAAGGAAUUAGCAGAAGAAUUUGCCAACAUGGCAAGAGAUCCUGGUCGUUUUCUUGUCAUUCCUGGUGACAGAUUUAUGAAACUGCCAUCAUAUUCAGUUCAGCAGGAUGACAAGCACCUACCUGCCACUACAGAAAGCCCAGAGCCAGCAUCAUCAGUAGGUGAUGCAGAAGAAUAUCCAGUUGCAGGGUCUAUGGGCGUUUCCAAUGUAGCUCCUCAUUCUCACAGUCGUGGGCCUGGUGAUGCGAAGUGCUGGACGCCAGAGUCUCCUACACCACAAAACAGACACAACUGGGAUCGAGAGCUCGUGCGGUGCUACGGUCAAAAUGUGGCAGGCGCUCACAUUCCCACUGUACAGUGUCAGCCCAGCACUGCGAACAAUGGAAUCCCAGGUGGGAGCAGUGGCAGCAACUCGACAUCUACCGACUCCUCUAGAUACUGUAGUGACCCACUCAAGAUGCUUGGUACACGGGAGUGUGAUGGACUACAGGAUGACUAUGAUCAGAACAAGAGGGAGGCACAAGUUGGCGGCAUGAAGCUUGAUUUACCUCUUGAUGAUGAUGACUAUCUGAUGCCAUCUCCACAACAGAAUCAGGGUGCAACUAAUUAUGUUGACCUCAUAAGUGAUUCUAAAAUGUCAACAGAUUCGACUGAUUUGUGCAAUGGCGGAUUUGCAACAACAUAUCCAAAUUUCAUUGCAAAAACAAGUGUUGACAACCCUGAGUACCACAUAGUGAAUGAUGCAGCAACAGGAGCACCAAACACAUUAGGUAUACCAGAUACUGGAACUACAGGUCCUCGACCAAAUCCUCAGCGGCCGUUUGUCCUACAGCAAAAGUCAUCUGAGGAAGAAUCAGAUCACGAAUACUACAAUGACUUUGACCGACUCCAGCAGUGUGAACUUCAACCCCUGAAGCCUGCACGACGCAAUGAGACGACUGUCUGACGGUCACCGUCCCUCCCAGACCCUCAGGGAACACUGGUCUGAGGAGGGGCGGACAGUGUCAUGAAGACCAGUUGUGUCACUCCUCCCGCAACACAGAGUGACUCCCAGUUGCUGUGCCAAUUUUCUGAAGAGAGAUAGUGUGGACUGUGCAUGUGCCUUGUUAUUUGAUGUGUGAAUGAGUCUAUUUUGAGAAGAAGAAACUUAAAUAUUCUGACAAUUUCAAAGCAUGUAAGUGGGUGCGAAGACAAAUUCCAAAUCUCAGAUUGAUUAAUAUAGAAAAUGGAAACAAUAACAUAUUACAUUCCUUUGCAGUUGUACAAAUCUUCACAGUCUAAGAAUCAUUGUUUUAGGAAGAGUGUUGAGUACAAAAUGAAACAGUAAAGAAAUUCCAGUGGUCUAGUGAACCAAAAAAGUUUUGCAAUCAAAAAUUACCUUUACUAUUUACUCAAUUUUGUGUGUGAACUUUUACUUUAGAAGAAUGUGCAGUGCAUUUUCUAAGAAAUCUCAUCUGUUGCAUUAAUGCAAAAGAUCUGUAGUUAUUGGCUAUGUUAGCUAUUACUGAAUUCCAAAGCUGUGGGGAAAGUGUCAAACAAGAACACACAAAUGACAUUUCAACACAGAGCAACAGAAAUACAGGUCAACUUCUUGUAGUUGAAAGACUCUGAGCUCCCCUCCCGUCCCCACUUCAUGUGGUACUCAAUCUGUGAUACCUUGUUUUUAAGAAGAUUUUAUAUUUUAUUUCUCUUUCAUUUUAUAUUGUCAGCCUAAUGCAAAUGUGUAUCUUAAUAUGGAUACAGAUUGGCAACGAAUGGGAGAAAACUUGUAAAUUUUAUGGUUUAUUUUGUAUAUGUAAAAUGAAAUUUGUAUAAUACACAGAAAUCUAUAAUUUGUAUAUUAAUUAAAAAAGAAGUUAAUAUGAAAUAUAUAGUUUUCGAGUAUAUAUAGUAUAUGAAGUGAAGUGUGCCAUUUAAGGUGUGUAUGUGUACAAUCGAUGUUGUUGUAUGUGAAAAAUGUAUUCUUGUAAUAAGUUGUACAAUAUUUGUGUAAAAUUGUUAAGGUUGCAGUGCCUUUUGAAACUGUAAAACACAAGUAAAAUAUUUAAUAGGUGUAGUGUACUUCAGCAGGAGGAUCUCAGUUUCGUUUUAUCACAGAUUAAGGCGGAAAGAGAAAAGAAAAAAAAGCUUUUUUCGAACAAAAGCAAUCAAAAUGCAAAGAAAAUAACUGCUGCUAGCAGACUAUGUGGAUCUGUAAAUGCAAACACAAUAGUGUCUUCAGGUCAUGUGAAUGCAGUCCAACAUUAUGUAAUAGAUAAUUUCAGCUGUAAACAUUUUGGUGAUAUGACAUUUCUAUGUGUUGUUUAUUUUUUACUGAACAUUAUUUGUGUUGUAAAUACAAAGUCUCCUGCCACAAAUUUGGGAUAAAAUGAAUAUUGAAAGUUUUAAAGUGUAUGGAGAAAUAAAGUGUCCUAUUUUUAAAA